AUGAAGCAGCUCCUCACCUAUCAAAGGAAUCUGACCAAGAGACAUGUUGAUGAGAAUGGACUCAUCACUGUUGCUUUACAACUAGAUUUCCGUGUGGUAAAACUGAAAGAUGUUGAAUCACUCCAAAUUUGGCAACCUAGUAAUCACAGUGACUUCAGCUGCCCCAUCUGUCUCCAGACAGCUACUCUCCCAGUACAAACCAACUGUGGACAUGUAUUCUGUGGUUCCUGUCUGAUCACGUACUGGAAACAUAGUCCCUGGUUAGCAGCAAUAACCUGCCCUCUCUGCAGACAAAAGGUGGUUCUUCUGGAUAACAUCUUUUGUGAAAAGCAACAAGAUAAGCCAAGUAAACAAAUUGUACAUGACAUUAGAGAUUACAACAAGCGUUUCUCAGGGCAACCUCGACCCUUUGCAGAUUACCUUUACGACAUGCUGUUAUUCCUGACUCUUGCCUUGCGAGGAAUCUUCACCUGGGGUGGUCUUGUAUGGAUUUUUUUCCUAAGAGUUGCUGUUUGCUCCUUCGGAACAAUCAUAUGCUUGUCUUCUGCAUUUGACAUGAAGCCUGGGCCUCUCUGUAGGACACUUGGAACAGCUGAUGACAUGGUGGUUGUUUCCCUUCUUCUAAUUUGCAUGAUAAAUACUUGUCAGCAAAUUGCAUCUAAUGGGGUAAAUAUGGCAAGGUCUGCAGCUCAGAGCAUGCUGUCAGAGUCCUGA
Messenger RNA from Haliaeetus leucocephalus (bald eagle), 714 nucleotides. RefSeq names its product E3 ubiquitin-protein ligase RNF170-like. Lineage: Eukaryota; Metazoa; Chordata; Aves; Accipitriformes; Accipitridae. Gene Ontology annotation, molecular function: ubiquitin protein ligase activity. The transcript has 6 exons. Bases 1 to 714 code for a protein of 237 amino acids. The record is from RefSeq and is a predicted model, not a curated record.